This is a messenger RNA of Neoarius graeffei (lesser salmon catfish), 3672 nucleotides long. It is a transcript of the gene hoxb3a, whose product is annotated as homeobox B3a. NCBI's taxonomy places the organism in Eukaryota, Metazoa, Chordata, Actinopteri, Siluriformes, Ariidae. Gene Ontology annotation, cellular component: nucleus. Gene Ontology annotation, biological process: regulation of transcription by RNA polymerase II. The transcript is spliced from 4 exons. Gene Ontology annotation, molecular function: DNA-binding transcription factor activity, RNA polymerase II-specific; RNA polymerase II cis-regulatory region sequence-specific DNA binding. The record is from RefSeq and is a predicted model, not a curated record. Bases 931 to 2181 code for a protein of 416 amino acids.
AACGCAGUAAACAAACCAGUGUUUGCCAAGUAUUAGCAUAUCUCAAAAGACAAUUGUCCUAUUUCUUAACAUGCAGUUAGAACUCAGCUUCUAUCAGAAUGUCGGUUGUCUUCGGAAAAUCGACCAGCAAUGAGACUUGUGCUCGCCUUGUUGAAGCCCCCAGGUUGCAAUGACCAUAUGUCCCGUGUGUUGGCCCAGGAGCCGUGCAGUUCCCUAUUGGGCAGAGGAUGUCUUCUCCACCCUAUGUGUUCUGUCAGUCCACUGGUUCACUAGUUCACCGUGUCAAUCCACGCUGCUUCGCGCAGGCAGCGAGAAGCAGAAAGGCAUCUAGACGGUAGAGGUGGAAGCUUUCGCCUGCUGGUUACUGCUGACUCUGACGAGCCACACGCCGAGAAGUGGAGUCCGAAAUUCUGCAGAUUGUGGAAAAACGGUGCACUAAAGACCAUUCAUUUAAGGACGUCUAAGUAGCUUGCGCGUUCUAGUAACGUCUCUGGCCAAACACGCGCGAUUUCCCCCUAUACAAAUUGUCGAAUUUAUAUACAUUUCUUUUUUUAAUUACUUGUUUUAAAAUAUUUGAUCGUAAGACCUUUAGUACACCAAGAAGUCUAAGUUUUCGUUCUCGUCGUCCUAAACCCUCAGAAACUGUUGCGGAAAAAUACAUUCCGUGACUUGUUCGUCUGUUCCAUGGGCGUCUUGAACAAAUAUUCCAAAACCAGGGCCAUUUUCGUUGAAGAGACUGAAGGAAUGCUGGAAGUCAGUUCCUUCGAGUUAUCUGGAGGCUGUAUCCUUGCAUAAAAUCUAGACGUGACAGACGUUAUCUCGGUCAGCUUCCAAGAGGCCGUUGGAAAAAGACCGUCACGUGACAUCGGGUGCCAAUGUUCUUCCAGAAGGUCGUCAGGACCCUGGUAGCCGGUAACGUGAAUUUUGGAAAUGCAGAAAACCACCUACUACGACAACUCAACACUAUUCGGAGGUUACUCGUAUCAGGGGGCCAAUGGCUUCAGUUAUGAGGCCCAGCCUGCGGCUUUCCCGAGCUCGGCACACCUCGAUGGUGAUUAUCAGAGGUCUGCCUGCUCACUGCAGUCGCUAGGCACCAGCGCACCCACACAAUCACAGCACGCCAAGACAAAAGAGCUCAAUGGCAGCUGUAUGCGUCCAAGUCUUCCAUCUGAACACCACCAACCUCCCCAGGUUUCUCCUCCUCAAAAUCCUGUGAACCCAACUGGAUCUAGUGCCUCCCAGCAGCCAGGUGGUAGUGGCAGUGGUGGGGCUGGCGGAGGAGGUACCACCAAAUCCUCCACCAAAUCGUCCACACUUGCCCAAAAUCCAACCAUCACCAAGCAAAUCUUCCCCUGGAUGAAAGAGUCACGUCAGAACACCAAGCAAAAAAACAGCUCCCCCAGCGCAAGCUCAGCUAAUGCGGAGAGCAGUGGCGGCGAGAAAAGCCCUCCGGGUUCCGCAGCUUCCAAAAGAGCGCGCACAGCCUACACGAGCGCACAGCUUGUGGAACUUGAGAAGGAGUUCCAUUUCAAUCGGUACCUGUGUCGGCCUCGACGCGUAGAGAUGGCUAAUCUUCUCAACCUUAGCGAAAGGCAGAUCAAGAUCUGGUUCCAAAACCGGCGCAUGAAGUAUAAGAAGGAUCAAAAGUCGAAAGGCAUGGGCUCCUCCUCAGGGGGGCCAUCCCCAACCGGAAGCCCACCGCUGCCAAUGCAGUCCUCAGCCGGUUUUAUGAACUCCAUGCACUCAAUGGGGAGCUAUGAUGCACCGUCACCGCCAUCUUUCAACAAGCCUCAUCAAAACGCGUAUGCCAUGUCAUCAUCCUAUCAAAAUUCCAUGAAAGGUUGUCCCUCGCAACAGAAAUAUGGCAACACAGGACCAGAUUAUGACCCACAUGGGCUACAGGGUAGCAGUGGCAACUAUGGGACCCCUAAUAUGCAGGGUAGCCCCGUGUACGUAGGAGGGAACUAUGUGGAUGCCAUGCCGGCCACUGGGCCCUCUAUGUACAGCCUCAACCACCUGCCACACCACCAACCUGCCAGCAUGGACUACAACGGUGCCACACAGAUGUCGGCUAACCAGCACCAUGGACCGUGCGAUACACACCCGACAUACACAGAUCUGUCAGCGCACCAUCCUUCUCAGGGUAGAAUUCAAGAAGCACCCAAGUUGACACAUCUGUAACAGGUUUGGGAAAAAAAACAGAAAUUAAAAUAGAAGAAGAAAACAAACAAGCAAACACGAACCCAGGGGACGAUGCAAUGGGGUUGAAAAAGAUGAUCCAGUGGUUUCUUGCCAUUUCAGUCACAGCAGUUGGUGUUGAUGUUGUCCUUACAUUCGCCCGUGAUCACCUUCAUUUGUUCAGACAUCUUACAAUCAGUUCUGUAUGCAUAGCUCUGAAAGCCCUACUAAAAACAAAAAUUAUGAAUAGUGGGUAAGUGUGGAUAGUGUAUGCCAAUUAAUAGAUAAUUUUUCUGUAUGACCUUGUGUGACUCCCUUUUACGGCAUCCUUGGCAUGUGUGUAUUAUGUCAGCCUACCGCCGGGUUCUUUACUGUAAAAACUGCUUGAGGGUGGAGCGUAGAAAACUCUUGAAACCGGCGUUAGGAAACCACUGGAUUGUUUUUGUUCGCUUCCCUUUUUCCACAUCCCUCUUUUUGUUUAACCGAUUCGCUAAACUGUCAUUUCCCCCCCCAAUCAUCUGCCUCAAGCCAUCAACAUGAAAGCGUGUACGUAAUAACUUUACGUAUAAUAAUGCUUCAAUAUACACUUUUUUUCGGAUUGAUAAGUUAAAUAUUGUUUUCGCACUCAGCCGCAUAGGGCCUCCUCCCGUAAACCGACGAUAAUUGGGCAAUACUUAUCAAAUUGAUACAGGGUAAAGAAAGGCCAUUUGAGAAUUUAGUCAAUACAAUAUGCUCCUACAUUUCUCAAAAUGGUUGUGCCCCUCCCUCGUCCUCGUCCAUUCCUUGCUUUCCUCUCUCUCUCUCUCUCUCUCUCUCUCUCUCUUUCUCCAUUGAGUUUGCUUGCAUUAGCCUUCACUAAUGAGAAAGGCAGACAUUUUCUCAUGUCUUGACUUAACGUGGAAACAGGGUAUAAAUGAACAAAAUGCAUGUCCGAGAUACCAAGCAGUGGUGUAGACGUUUCUGUUUACGCCUAAUGCUGUCUCGGCUGGGCAUCAUUGUUGCACUUAGAGUUUACAUUUUGAUGGGUAAGGAAAAAAGUAAAUCUUAUUUUGAAGCGAAAGACCUUCAAUCAGCGUCUUUCGGUAUGUGUUCAAACGAACAUUCAUAAAUAUAUAUUUAUUUGUUAUAGCCAGUUUAAAUACUUUCUUUUUUAUUAUUUAUCCCUCAUGUAUUUAUAUCGAGAAAGUGUACUUUUUUAGUAUUUACCUGUUAUAAGGAAAAGACAUUGUGUUCUUGUCAUUGUAACUAAUUUUGGUUAUUGUAUUUUUAGAGACACCUAGGUUUACGUUACCCUUGUACAUAAACGACUUGACUUGUACAGGGUGCGAGGCAAGGGAAUCAAACUGUUUCAGCAUAGUCGGAAAUUAGACAGUAUAGCGAAACUUUUUUUCUUUUUUAAGAAGAAACCUUCAUUUGUUCUUUGUAGUUACAUUGAUUUUCUUGUUAAGAGUUGGCUGUUGAACAAUUCUUUAAUAAAAUAUUAUGUUAAUCAUU